This is a messenger RNA of Vollenhovia emeryi, 1631 nucleotides long. RefSeq names its product ER membrane protein complex subunit 2-B-like. Bases 323 to 1192 code for a protein of 289 amino acids. Gene Ontology annotation, cellular component: EMC complex. NCBI's taxonomy places the organism in Eukaryota, Metazoa, Arthropoda, Insecta, Hymenoptera, Formicidae. Gene Ontology annotation, biological process: protein folding in endoplasmic reticulum. The transcript has 8 exons. The record is from RefSeq and is a predicted model, not a curated record. Gene Ontology annotation, molecular function: protein binding.
CUCCUCGACCCCUUCACGCGCUCCCAUCAUAUUCAUUAUUUAUCGUAAUUAGCCUCGCCGAGAGAAUCGACAAGUUAUAGCUCGAGGGGUCCCCCUGUAGCAGCGUUACAUUGCAACUUUUUCUCUUGCGACACGAGAAAAAGAGGAUAUCAUUUUGUUCUCUUUUACAAAUACGUUCAAUCUGAUGACGCUUACACUUGGUGUCGCGGGUGCUGUGUGCCACAUCGCAUAACCUCCACCAAGUGGUGCGCGACAGCAAUUUUUUAAAUCGUAUUCUUUGCUCUCCUGUGUAGAUAUUCCUAGUUUUGCAAAGCAUCCAACAAUGGCAGGUUGCUACGACAAGCUGUCCUGGACAGAAGUGCGGGAUUUACUGAGAACUUGGAGAGAAGAUUCCGAGCGACGAAGUAAAGAUGUAGUAGACUUUUGGGAAAAUACAUUGAUGGGAAAGGUCGAUGGUUUGGGCAAUGAAAAGUAUUUGGUUCUGGAACAAGUGUGUGUCGCCGCAUUGGAUUGUUAUCGAUUACCAUUAGCUGAAUACUGCAUAAAAAUUUUAAUGCGCGCCUUCCCUGGCAGUUUACGCGUUCACAAGUACCACGCUAUGCAUUUAGAAGCUUUAGAAAUGUACGAUGAGGCAAUGGAAGUUUUGGAUUCUAUUAUAAAGAGAGAUGAGACCAAUGCCGCACCGAGGAAACGUCGCGUCGCUAUUUUGAAAGCUCAGGGACGUACACCAGAAGCAAUCAAGGAGCUUACAGAAUAUCUGAAAAGAUUUAUGAGCGAUCAAGAAGCAUGGCAUGAGCUGUGUGACCUAUAUUUGCAAGAACAGGAAUAUUCCAAAGCAGCUUAUUGCAUGGAAGAACUUAUAUUACAUAAUCCACACAGUCAUUUAAUUUACCAAAGAUAUGCAGAAAUAAAAUAUUCUCAGGGUGGAUUUGAUAACAUGGAACUAGCAAAAGCCUAUUUCUGCCAAGCUGCAAAAUUAAAUCCAAAUAAUAUUAGAGCUCUAUAUGGCUUGUUAUUAACAACAAAUAACAUUGCGACAUCGGCUAAAUGCCCUUCAUCUAAGAAGAAGGAAGCAUUGAAAUUGAGUGAAUGGGCUAGUAAAGAAAUUGAAAAACAAUAUGAAAGUAAAGUUUCAAACAGGGACCUGAAAAACGUAGAACGUUUACUAGGACACUUGCAACUUGAAGCUUAGAUUUCCGAAGAACAUACCGAACGUGAAAAACUUUAAAUACGUUUUUUAACUCUGUGUAGUUAAAAAAGUAAGAAAAUGAGCAGUAUUUUUUUCUUAUUGUAAUCUUCAUUCUGUAACAUAUGUACAUCACGCUCUAGAUAAUUUUGUCUUGUUCCAGAUAUUUUUGCCAAUGUCCAUGUACAAUUGUAUAUGUUGAUAUAUUAGUUAAUUAAUCUAUUAGUACCGUUGUCUAAUUUAAGUGCACGAUACGUAAUUACUUUCUGAAUACAUUCGUAUUUCCGUACCCUACUGUAUACAUAUGUAUAUUAUGUUAUUAAGUAAAUGUUGUCACUCCUUCGACUCCCUGUAACUGAUUCAGUAUCAAUUAUCUCAUUGUUAAUCAAGUCGGUUAUGUCUUACAUAUUAAUGCAAUAAAAACAGCAUGGAUGGAUAUAGGAUA